Messenger RNA from Ahaetulla prasina, 2925 nucleotides. It is a transcript of the gene ANKRA2, whose product is annotated as ankyrin repeat family A member 2. Gene Ontology annotation, biological process: regulation of barbed-end actin filament capping; regulation of gene expression. The coding region runs from base 586 to 1527 and encodes 313 amino acids. Lineage: Eukaryota; Metazoa; Chordata; Lepidosauria; Squamata; Colubridae. The record is from RefSeq and is a predicted model, not a curated record. The transcript has 9 exons. Gene Ontology annotation, molecular function: protein binding. Gene Ontology annotation, cellular component: nucleus; cytoplasm.
GCUUAAAGCUGCCAACGUUGGAGACCCCCUGGACUAAACGGGUCAUCUUCUUUGUCUCGGGCUGAGCUUUUCCUGAGCUGCAAAUCUCCAGGACACCACGAGAGGGCAGCAAGCAAACAGCUAAGUCUAGUAUCUACCGCCGCGCAUCGCCCUCUCGUGACCUUCUGGAGGCUUUGCAGCCCAGAUGACGGGUCACCGUAGCCCGAGUUUUCUGAGUCUGCCGUUGUGCUUCGGCGGAAGUGACGUCAUGGGACGGAAUCACAACAGCCGCGGCUUGGCGUUGCAGCGCGAGGAGCGAAGCGAGACAAUGGAGCUGAAGGAUGCCGAGGUGGCUGAGGGGGAAUUCGGCGACCUGUGGAAGUGAAGGCGGGCAGGUGGCGAACUCUCCGCGCCAUAGAGGAAUCUCGAGGGGCGAAGUUUAGAGCGGAGAGAUCCGGGUCGGCUUUCCGUUGGAAAACACAGGUUGUCCUCAACUUAGGACCACAGUUCAGCUCCAGAGAUUAUUAGAAAUCUCAAACAUUAAUACUGAAGAAGAGAAUACAUCAAAUACCGUGAGAAACAGAUUAUAUAAUUGAAAAUCAGAUCAUGGAAUCUUCAACCAAUCUAGAUACUGAUACCCAGCUAAUUGUGGACGAUUGUGCUGGCACCUUUAGCUUGUCUCAUAUGCCAGAUAUUAAAGUUGAACAUCACCUUGAGUCCAGUGUGGAGGAAGGAUCACCUCAGAGUGUUGCUAUGGGAAUGAAAUUCAUUUUGCCCAAUAGGUUUGAUAUGAAUGUAUGUUCUCGAUUUGUCAAGUCCUUGAAUGAAGAAGAAAGCAAAAAUAUUCAAGAUCAAGUGAAUUCUGACCUUGAAGUGGCUUCAGUAUUAUUUAAAGCUGAGUGCAAUAUCCACACUUCUCCUUCUCCUGGGAUUCAAGUGAGACACGUCUAUACCCCAUCAACUACUAAGCAUUUUUCACCUAUCAAGCAGUCAACUACCUUAACUAACAAGCACAGAGGAAAUGAAGUUUCUACAACACCUUUGCUUGUAAACUCUCUGUCUGUUCACCAGCUGGCAGCUCAGGGAGAAAUGUUGUAUUUAGCUACACGUAUAGAACAAGAAAAUGUUAUCAAUCAUGUAGAUGAAGAAGGCUUUACUCCUCUAAUGUGGGCUGCAGCUCACGGGCAAAUUGCAGUAGUAGAAUUUCUACUCCAAAAUGGUGCAGACCCUCAAAUCUUGGGAAAAGGACGAGAGAGUGCAUUGUCAUUAGCAUGUAGUAAAGGAUAUACAGACAUUGUCAAGAUGUUACUGGAUUGUGGAGUUGACGUAAAUGAAUAUGACUGGAAUGGCGGUGCACCCUUGCUCUAUGCUGUUCAUGGGAAUCAUGUGAAAUGUGUCAAAAUACUCUUGGAACAUGGUGCUGAUCCAACUGUAGAAACUGAUUCUGGAUAUAAUUCUAUGGAUCUUGCUGUAGCCUUGGGCCAUCGUAGUGUCCAACAGGUUAUUGAGACUCAUUUAUUAACACUCCUUCAAAAUAUCAAGGAAUAAUAUUUUAGCUAUGGAAGAAGAAAUGGAUUUCAUUUGAAUACUGAUCAGUAUAAAAGCAUUUUUUAAUUGUGCUUGAAAUGGUAGGUUAGUGGCAUGCAUACUUAGCAGCUAAGUUGAUUUAUAAGUAGAAAAGACUGCCUUUUGCCUCAGCAAACUUUUCCUGUACCAUAGUGCUGGUUUAUUGUUCCAAUAUUUCAUAGUAGGGUCUAUGACAUUAGAAUUUCUGUUUCAGUGUUUAGAUGCAAGAGUGGGUUAUAACACAGCACUUGAAAGCUGAAUUCAAAAAAAAUAUAUGAGGUUUUAUUCAAGCUAUUUUUCUUCUUUCGAGUUAUAUUUUAGGUGAACCAUGUUCAUUUGAGUGAUGUUCAUAGAUGUUUAAAAUUCAAGCUCAUCUUAUUCCUAUUUCAUGUAAGCGCUUGAAAAAGGAAUUGUAAAAUGCUAUGACAAUAUACAAAAUUAUAUCCCAUGCUGAUGUAUGAUUUAUUUAUACAUUUCAAAUUGAUAGCAAGGUAGUUUUUCAGACUGUAUUAAUCCAAUACUUCGAUUCAGUUGGCGCCAAUAGGGGUUUAUGUGUAGUUGUUUCUUAUUUAUUUUCAUGUAGACAACAAUAUUCUUUGCUCUUUUUAGAAAGGAUUUUUUUAUGUUUACAACUAAGUUCUAAAAUCUUAGAAGAACAGACUUUUUAAUGCAAAUAGCUUGUUUAUUUCAGUGCCACUAUUGAAAUAUACAGGUUUAACAUGAUUUUCUACUAUAGAUUUAAGUAUUUGAAUUGGAUAAAUAAUAUAUACACAAAAAUAUAGCUGGCUGAAGCUAUAACCUGGAAUGACUGAAAGAAUUGUUAACAUUAGCACACUGUUACAAUUAAAAUAUUGGUGUUUUAAAUAAGAACCAUCUAAAAUAAAUGUAUCUUAUUGUAGUGUUUGUUCAAAGCCUUCUGUUUUAGGAAUGUUACAAAAAAUACCACUAAAUGAAAUUAAUCUGGAUUGUAACAAUUUGCAACCCAUGCAUUGAUAUUAUCCUGAAAAUGAUCUUUAUGGCAUGUUACAUGGAAUUGUUAAUUCUCACAUAAAAACACAAAAAACAUGAGGUAAACAUGUUUCAUUGAAAAUAGACACAUGCCUCUAAACUGCUGUGGGGAAAUUGUGCAAUACUUAAUAUAUGGUAGAUUCACCUAUGAGAAUCUUACUAGCCAAAGAGAAUUCUUUAGCUUCUGCUACUUAUUUUUUAGGUGGCUGAAAACGUGUGUACCUCUCAGUGUGUAUUUAAUAUGCUAUAUGUUGUUAUAUUCUCAAGCCUUUGAGAUAAAAUGCUGUUUGAUUCUAUAGAAUUGCAACUUGAAAGCAAGCCUACAUUUUAAACUGUUUUCAGAGUGUUGUUUUAUAUAAAGUACAAAUUGUC